AUGCCCUCGGCUUUGGACCAAAUUAAAACGGUGACGACGGUGGUCGCGGAUACGGGAGAUUUCAAUGCUAUCAAACGCUUCCACCCGACCGAUGCCACAACAAAUCCUUCGUUGAUCCUGGCCGCCUCAAAGAUGGAUACCUAUCAACCGCUCGUUCAACAAGCCAUUCAAUGGGCCAAAGAGAAAGCGGGUGGUGACGAGGGAAAGGUGAUCUCAUUGGCGAUGGACCGUUUAUUCGUCGUGUUCGCCAAGGAAAUUCUUCAGCUCAUCCCGGGACGAGUCUCUGUCGAAGUUGAUGCAAGACUCUCAUUCAACAAGGAGGCCUCGAUUGCGAAAGCGCAUCAAUUCAUCGGAUAUUUCGCCGAUGAGGGAAUCUCAAAGGAUCGAAUUCUCAUCAAGCUCGCCUCGACAUGGGAGGGAAUUCAGGCGGCUAGAGAACUCGAGAAGGAGGGAAUUCACUGCAACAUGACGCUGCUUUUCAACUUCGAACAGGCGAUCGCUUGUGCCGAGGCUGGUGUGACACUGAUUUCGCCGUUUGUUGGCCGAAUUCUUGAUUGGUUUGUGAAGAACACCGAGCAAAAGACGUACGACCGGGACACGGAUCCCGGUGUUAAGAGCGUUCGCCGCAUCUACAACUACUACAAGAAGUUCGGCUAUGGCACACAGGUGAUGGCCGCGUCGUUCCGAAACACGGAUCAAAUCAAGGGAUUGGUCGGGUGUGAUCUUCUUACAAUCAGCCCCUCACUUCUCAGCCAAUUGCUCGAAGACGAGGAGAAUUUGCCGAUCGUUUUGACAAAAGAAAAAGCUCAAGAGACUUCGGAGGAGAAAAUCCACGUGAACGAGUCGGCAUUCCGAUGGGCGUUGAACGAGGACGCGAUGGGAACGGACAAGCUGGCUGAUGGGAUUCGCGCAUUUGCGAGGGAUGCCCGUCUUCUCGAGGAACUCAUCAAGAAAACGCUU
Mesorhabditis belari is the source of this 960-nucleotide messenger RNA. NCBI's taxonomy places the organism in Eukaryota, Metazoa, Nematoda, Chromadorea, Rhabditida, Rhabditidae. The record is from the annotation of a GenBank genome assembly.